AUGAAAGUACCAACUCCAGUGGGAAUAGCGACAAUUCGGGUUGAUCAAGCUGCAGCAAGGCAAUGCUAUUCUUUGACUCUAUCUCGAGGCAAGGGAAAGUCUGAAAUGUUGCCCGUAGUUUCUAACCUUCUCACAGACAAGUACGAGGACCCCAGAGAUGAUACCGACUCUGACCAAGAACGGCCCGGUGCCGUGGAAUACGUCGAAGAGGUGGUGUUAUCUGAGGAGUUCCCAGACAGAAUUGUCAAGAUAUGCACUAAGUUGGCUUCGGCUGUCAGGGAAAACCUAAUCUCGUUCCUCCGCUCUAACGCAUCCGCGUUCGCUCGGUCAUACGAGGACAUGCCCGGUAUACCAACUGACAUGGCCAUGCACAACCUUAGCAUUGUACCUUUCUCGGCACUAGUAAGACAAAAGCGCGGGGCCUUCACACACGAAAAGUACCGGGCUAUCCAGGUCGAGGUGAAAAAAUUGAUGGCCAUCAAUUUUGUCAAAGAGGUGACAUAUCCCCGGUGGUUAGCCAACGUGGUCAUGGUACCAAAGAAGACACCGGGAUCAUGGUAUAAUCAGAUCUGGAUGAACCCCGCGGACGAAGAGCACACCGCUUUCACCACAGACAAAGGUCUCUAUUGUUACCAGGUCAUGCCUUUCGGAUUGAAAAAUGCAGGUGCUACUUAUCAGAGACUUGUCAACUCCAUGUUUGUAGAUGUCAUCGGGACCAUCAUGGAGGUAUACGUGGACGAUAUGCUGGUAAAAAGUCUAACAGCAGAAGACCACGUAACCAACGUGUCCAUUGUAUUCUCCAUCAUAUUACGCAACGGUAUGCGCCUAAAUCCACAGAAGUGCAUUUUCGGUGUCGAGGUCGGGAGGUUCCUCGGGUACAUCAUCAGCCACAGAGGAAUAGAGGCUAACCCGGAGAAGGUGCAGGCUAUAUUAGACAUGAUAUCCCCCACUUACCGGAACGAUGUCGAGUCCAUUACAGGUAAAGUGGCCGCCCUAUCAAGGUUCAUUUCAAGACUUACAGACAAGUGCACUCCUAUCUUCAAAUUACUAAAAACCCAACACGUGGAGGUAAUAUCCUGGUCUGCAGAGCACGAGGCUGCUUUUCUCAGCUUGAAGGCAUACUUAGCAGCGGUACCGCUGCUUUACAAACCCGUCCCCAGAGAAAUGCUUUACGUAUACCUCGCGGCAUCUUCUACAGCGGUUUUGCAGAAGCCAGAGACAUCGGGCAGAUUAAUUAAAUGGGCCAUCGAAUUGGGAGAGUUCGACAUCAAGUACCAACCCCGGACAGCUAUUAAGGGCCAAGCAGCGGCAGAUUUUAUUUCUAAGUUGAUUCCCUCUCAUGAUCCGCCCCUGGGAUCACCUGAACCGCCAGCCCCAGACCCACCCCUACCAAGCACUUGGCGACUGCAUGUUGAUGGCGCAUCUAACAAAAAGACAAGUGGCGCUGGUAUCUUGCUAAUCAGCCCAGACGAUCAAGUCUACGAGUACGCCCUCAAGUUUGCCUUCAAGGCAUCCAACAAUGUUGCAGAAUACGAGGCACUUGUAGCAGGUCUACAAAUCGCCCUGGAACUAGGCGUCCAGCACCUUCGUAUCUUCAGCGAUUCCCAGUUGGUUAUGAACCAAGUCAGCGGUAACUUCGAAGCAAAAGAGUCACACAUGUCUUCUUACCAGGCCCUAGCCAGGGCACUGGUUCAGAGAUUGGCCUCCUAUGUUAUCACUCAAAUACCUAGGGCAAAAAAUGACAAAGCAGAUGCCCUUGCAAAGAUUGCGGCUACUUCCCCAAGCCCAGCUUACAAGGCUACCAAGGUCGAAAUACUAGAAAAGCCGAGCUCCUCUAAAAUGGUAUCAGAAAUAUUCACGGUGGACCACACUGCCUCCUGGAUGGACCCAAUUUUGAAGUACAUGGUUGACGGCCUAGACCCGGACGAUAAGGUAGAGGCCCGGCGACUCUAA
This is a messenger RNA of Rosa chinensis, 1953 nucleotides long. RefSeq lists its product as uncharacterized. The transcript is spliced from 3 exons. Bases 1 to 1953 code for a protein of 650 amino acids. Gene Ontology annotation, molecular function: nucleic acid binding; RNA-DNA hybrid ribonuclease activity. Lineage: Eukaryota; Viridiplantae; Streptophyta; Magnoliopsida; Rosales; Rosaceae. The record is from RefSeq and is a predicted model, not a curated record.